GUUGCCAUUUGUUUAGCGUUGUUCCCCGCGUCUUAGUUGUCGACUCUCCAGGAUUGACUACUUCUGAGGCAGGAAGUUUACAGGCGUUCUCUAGUAAAUGCUACGAAUUGGGCGAGGGGUGUAGAUCUUGACGCAGACAAAAUGAGUAUCGCCGGCGUUUUUCAAAGCUACACCCAAGGAAAGGGUGAUAUGGACAGUCGUACUCUUGUCAAAUUGUGCAAGGAGACUGGCGUGAUCGACAAGCAGACGACACCAACUGACAUCGACCUGAUCUUCACCAAGUGCAAGGCAAAAGGUGCAAAGCGCCUGACGUGCGAAGACUUCGAGAAGGCUGUGGAGGAGAUCGCGAAACGCAAGAACAAAUCCGUAGACGAGAUCACUCAGCAGUUGUGUUCUUCCUCGGGGCCGUCUUUCUCAGGUACCAAAGCAGACGCUGUCCGCCUACAUGACGACAAAUCAACCUUCACAGGCGUCCACGCACAUGGCGGACCCUCCACUGUGGACACGCCCUCCAGAGGCCAGGCGGCAGGGCUUGGACCAUCUGGUGCGACUGCUCAAAUAAGUCUCGCCGAUAUCUGCGACCGGUCCACUCCAGAUAUCCGAGGCGUGAACAAGAACUUCCAAAAGUCGUGAUUUGCGGCGGUAGCGGCUCCACGAUAUGAGACUGGUUCUCGAACGCAUGGGAAGCUUUUCAAAAGCUUCUUAGUCAUUCUACAGUUUGCUGAAUCCCCAACCGGCUACCGUGCCUGACAUGUUCCGGCUUCAAAGAGUCACAAGGCAGCUUCCGUCGAGUGUGUACAGUUGCUGUGGCCUGUUGGGGGGAAACAUGCAAGUGGCGCUGUAUUUCUUUUUGUCGAUCUUGACCAUAGACGCAGUCGUUCUUUUGGUCUGAACGCUCCUUUCCGUCUAGCUUUGGAUGAGCUCUCGUGUUCGCUCAGGGUGUGGUCUGUAGCAAAAGUUUGUGUCUGGCGUAAACCGUUUCUGGCCUCGGUAAUGAAAUCUGCUUUUGGGUCCUGGUUCUCAAGAACUAACAAGAUAUCCUAUUCUCUGACACCCUU
Molecule: messenger RNA, 1058 nt
Organism: Toxoplasma gondii ME49
Lineage: Eukaryota; Apicomplexa; Conoidasida; Eucoccidiorida; Sarcocystidae
Product: p25-alpha family protein
Exons: 3
Coding region: 142-633 (163 amino acids)
Biological process (GO): positive regulation of protein polymerization; microtubule bundle formation; microtubule polymerization
Cellular component (GO): microtubule
Molecular function (GO): tubulin binding
Source: RefSeq, a predicted model, not a curated record